Molecule: messenger RNA, 1271 nt
Organism: Uloborus diversus
Lineage: Eukaryota; Metazoa; Arthropoda; Arachnida; Araneae; Uloboridae
Product: N-acetylglucosamine-1-phosphodiester alpha-N-acetylglucosaminidase-like
Source: RefSeq, a predicted model, not a curated record
GUAACAUUGUAUCUGAUGGUCGACCUGUGCAUGAUUCAAAUGGUGUGCAAAAUGUGCAUUUUGGAUUAACAAAAGAUGGACAAAUCUUCACUGGUUACUUGUCAAAGGAAAUGUAUCUUUCUGGGAAUUUCCUGCAACUUGUUGGAGGAGUUGUGUGGGUCAUUCGUAACGGCACAGGGUUUGUGAAUUCCAGUAAAAUGCUAGAAUGUGAAGAUACUGAAGAAACUGGUCCCAUGGAUCGCUUUGUAAAUGUACGCUCUGCCAGAUCCGUAGUUGGACAUGAUAGUGAAGGAAAUGUUGUCUUUGUUCAAGUAGAUGGAAAAACAGAUAUUGAUGGUAUUAAUCUCUUUGAAAUGGAAGCUCUUUUGAAAGAAUUUGGUGUAAUAAAUGGUAUCAACCUUGAUGGUGGUGGGUCAUCUACUUUAGUUAUCAAUGGAACCACUUCAAAUUAUCCGUAUGAUUCAUGCCCUAGUAAUGCUUUCUCUUGUGAUCGAGAAGUUAGUACUGUUCUAUGUGUUCAUUCUCCAUACUGUGACCCUAAAGAUUGCAGCAACCAUGGCAAGUGCUUGAAUGGACAAUGUUUGUGUGAAAACAACUGGCUUGCUCCAAAAUGUGAUCGCUUGUUCUGCGGAAAACAUAAUUGCUCAAACAAUGGCCUUUGCUUGCCCAGUGGCUGUAUCUGCAGACCCGGGUACUUUGGAGAGAAUUGUGAAAGUGUGUGUCCUGAAGGAAAAUAUGGUAGUCAGUGUGCUCAGCAAUGUGAAUGUAUGAAUGCCCGUGGCUGUGAUUUUAUUUCUGGGUCCUGCCAUUGCAAACCUGGCUUCAUGGGUAAAUCGUGUGAGCAUCCUUGUCCUGAGGGUUUUUUUGGUGAAAACUGCCAUUUUAAAUGCCAGUGUGAUAAUUCUUGCUUCUGUGAUCCUUUAUCUGGUAGUUGUGCUUUGUCCAAGAAUUCAACAUUAUACCAUACUGCUGAAUGUUUCGCAGAAAAUAUUAUCAAGGAACAAAAACUUGUGAAAGAUAAUCCUGAAGAAAGACGAAAAUGGUACACAACUCUUCUUAUUCUUGGAGUCAUAACUACUGUAUGUAUAACUUCAUUCCUAGUCAUUAUUUUUUGUUCCUGUUCGUGUUACUGCCGUAAUGAACAGCUGUUGUGCAGUCGGAGAUCUAGACGAAGUCUGCGCAGAUAUCCACUUGAAGUUCCAAGUGGAGAGCUGUCUGAUUCAUUUUCUGACAGCGAGUAUCAGCCCAUGAAGAGCUUUAAUAAUAAAUGA